GCAGCCAUACUUGAGAAAACGAGUCAAGAGAGAAUCAUUACUAAAGAUGGACUCCUCUGAGAAGCACCACGGGCGGAUCUCCGUCAUCUCCGAUGAGAAAUAUGGGGCUCAUUUCAACAAAGGGUUGGAACUGGAUGUGCUGGAAGACCAGGUAGUUACCUCCGGUGCAAGAGCAGCGGAAGACUUGGAUCAGGUCGUUACGGACGGAGGCUGGGGCUUUCGUCACGUCUUCGGGCUGAUGUCCUUUUCAGCCCUCACCGUCAGCUACAUGAACAGGAACAACAUCAACAUAGCCAUAGUCGCCAUGGUGGCUUCGAACACCUCUGACGUCACGGAUGAGACGGACGUUUGUCCGCUGCGUUCCUCCUCCAAUGAAAGUAGUUCCGAUACUUCGACGGGAGAAUUCGACUGGGACGAAACGACCCAAGGGAUGAUCCUGGGCUGUUUCUUCUACGGGUACACGGUGGGCAACCUGUUUGGAGGUUUCGCCUCCCAGUACUUUGGGGGUAGGGCUAUGCUCGGGGUCAGCAUCUUAUCUGCGGCCCUCCUGAGCCUCUUAUCUCCCGUCUGCGCCAGGACCUCCACCGCUCUCUUCGUGGGUCUGAGAAUCGUGUCCGGUUUCUUUCAGGGACCCCUCUAUCCUGCGAUAUUCACUCUCAUGGCAUCGUGGAUACCUCCCAAGGACAGAGCCAGCUUCAGCUCUAUAGUUUUCGUAGGAAACCACAUGGGCACGGUCAUUUCAAUGUCUUUGGGGGGCGUGAUGUCAGGCUCCGAUUUCAUGGGCGGGUGGCCGUCCGUUUUCUACGUGUUCGGGGUCGUGGCUCUUCUCUGGACAGUAGCCUGGUUCGUCCUCAUACGCGACCAGCCUGAGAAGCACCCUUGGAUAUCAUCGAAGGAGCUGAGAUAUAUAAAGUCUAAUUCACCCACCGUUAAGCCAUCAAAGGCUCUGAAGGUCCCGUGGAAGGAUAUAGCCACGUCGAUGCCCUUCUUGUGCCUGGUUAUCUAUGCCUUUGGGGAUGGGAUAGGAUUCUUCACCAUCCUGACUGAGAUACCCACUUAUCUCAGUAAGAUACAACACUUCGACUUGGCAAGCAACGGUGUUCUUUCUGCUUUACCUUACGUGUGUGUACUCAUAGUCAGCCCUUUGUUUGGAGCCAUCGCAGAUAAGAUAUCCGAGAAGAAAUGGCUCAGUAUCAAGACGACAAGAAAAUUGUUUACGGGAGUAGGUCUUUACUCGUCUUGUAUAUGCCUAAUAGCCAUGUGCUUCGUGGACUGCAACGCAACGUUGGCCGUUGUGCUGCUGUGUCUAGCAGUCAGCAUCAACGGCGCCAAGUACAGCGGGGCUAAUGUGGGUGAACAAGACAUCGCCCCUAACUUCGCCGGAGUGUUGAAAGGAAUGGUAGACACCAUGGGCUCCUUCACUGGGAAUGUCACGCCAUUGGUUGUAGAAGCGAUUACGACUGGCAAUCAAACACUGAGCGCCUGGCGGAUUAUUUUCGGAAUCUCGGCAGUGACUUACUUCAUCGGAGGGUCGGCAUAUUUGCUGUUUGGAACGGACAAAGUGCAGCCAUGGAAUGAGCCCAAAAGGAAAUAGAUACGAUCGGAUAUUUCUUUACCGAUACUGGAAGCAAAAAUACUUUCAUAUGUAGAUAAAUGAUAGACUUUAAUAUAUUAAUAAAUUAUAUUAUUUAAUAUUUAAAAUAAAUUAUAUGUUAAAGUUA
Macrobrachium nipponense is the source of this 1721-nucleotide messenger RNA. Its product is annotated as putative inorganic phosphate cotransporter. Gene Ontology annotation, cellular component: membrane. Gene Ontology annotation, biological process: transmembrane transport; monoatomic anion transport. The transcript has 10 exons. The coding region runs from base 47 to 1594 and encodes 515 amino acids. Gene Ontology annotation, molecular function: transmembrane transporter activity. The record is from RefSeq and is a predicted model, not a curated record. Lineage: Eukaryota; Metazoa; Arthropoda; Malacostraca; Decapoda; Palaemonidae.